AUGCGGCGUAAAAUUAAUUAUGAUUAUUUAAAUAGUAUGGAUUGUAAACAAACUAAUAAAAAUCGUGAAAUAAUAGACAGUUGUUUUGUCCUGCAUUCGAAUCCUUCAAAUGUGGGUAUUUUUAAUGCAGUAUCAUUACGGAGAACAAAAUCUCCAAACUUUUGUAAACAAUGGGGAUGUGGAAAAACCUUUGUUAUUAGAAGGAAUAGAGAAUGGAGUUUAAUUGAACGGGGGGGUAUACAACCUUAUAGUAGUAGUAGUAGUAGUAGUAGUAGUAGUAGUAGUAGUAGUAGUAGUAGUAGUACUACUACUACUACUACUACUACUACUACUACUACUACUACUACUACUACUACUACUACUACUACUACUACUACUACUACUACUACUACUACUACUAAAUAG
Molecule: messenger RNA, 405 nt
Organism: Schistosoma intercalatum
Lineage: Eukaryota; Metazoa; Platyhelminthes; Trematoda; Strigeidida; Schistosomatidae
Source: the annotation of a GenBank genome assembly